Molecule: messenger RNA, 959 nt
Organism: Gastrolobium bilobum
Lineage: Eukaryota; Viridiplantae; Streptophyta; Magnoliopsida; Fabales; Fabaceae
Product: CASP-like protein 5B3
Exons: 3
Coding region: 206-664 (152 amino acids)
Cellular component (GO): plasma membrane
Source: RefSeq, a predicted model, not a curated record
UUUGUCUCCUUUUCCUUUCUGGGUCUCCAUCUCUUGGCCUUGUUUUCCUCUUUCUGCGGCGUUUUGGAGUUGGAAGUGGAUGCUAAAGGUCUUGCCUUUGGGUUCUUUGCUGAUUUUUUUUCUGCUUUUUUGACCUCAAAUCUGAAGAUUGGUGUUCAUCUUUAGCCGUCAAUAAUCUGAGUAUUUCCUUGAUUUGGAGAGAAAGAUGAAGGAUUUUCCUGGGACACCAGGCACUGCUCUUGGUUUGACUCUAAGGAUGUCACAGUUCAUUUUUGCUGCUGGGUCAAUUGCUUCCAUGGCUACCACACCCAGUUUCUUUAAUUUUACGGCCUUUUGUUACUUGAUAGCUUCAAUGGGUUUACAAGUCAUUUGGAGUUUCGUGCUUGCUUUAUUGGAUGCAUAUGCCUUGGUGCGAAAAAAGGUCCUCCACAACCCUGUACUGGUUAGCCUCUUCUUAGUUGGAGAUUGGGUAACAUCAACACUCUCUCUAGCUGCAGCGUCAUCUUCAGGUGGCAUCACAGUUUUGUACUUUAAUGAUCUGGGACACUGCCAUUUUGGAGAGGAAUGCCAAAAAUAUCAGAUUUCUGUUGCAUUAGCCUUCUUGAGCUGGAUACCGAUUGCAAUAUCAUCCCUAAUUAUGCUUUGGCUAUUAGCUGCAGGGUAGCAGCAGACUCUAUAUUCCGCCAGAAUUCUCUCAUCCCACAGAAGUUCAUCUUAUUGAAAGUGUCAAUAUGAAAGAAAAUAGAGUAGAGAUUUACACUCAUUAAAAUCGAUUCCUUCAUUUCAACCGGAAUUGGGAUAGCAGCAGAUUGUAAAGAGAAAGUGAAAAAUGUAUAUGUGAUUUUGCCUUGCAAUGAAAUCAAUCUACCAAUAGUGCUAUUUGAUUUCCUGAUCCUGAGACUAGAAGGUCAAAACUCUUAUGUUUACAGGAAAUUGGGAUGAUGCUAAUACAUGUAUUU